CUCGCUUCUAUCGCAAUGGAGGGGUUUUCAAAACAACUGCUUUGAAACUCGAUCGGAAAGUGCCGCCUGGGGUGUGGAAAAUUCGAUAUGCCAGAUGAGCUCAAGCUAAACCCCGGUCUAGCCCGCUCACCGCCCACUCUGAGCCAGCGCAACGGUAAAGGGGAAGUGAUGUGCGAGGCGCGCGACAGCUCGCGCUUUUGAAUUUCCUAUACAAUUAGUGGGCUCAAUUCCUCUUUUUCUUCCUUUCUCUCUUCCCCCCCAUCCCUCUCCUCCUUGCCUUUGUAUCUCCAAACAUCACAAUGGCACCCAAAUCCUCUUCCCCGGCCAAGAAGGCCACCGCCUGUGCUUGCAGCCAGAAGAGCUGCUGCAGCAGUCUCACCACCUUCUUCAAGUGGUUCGCCAUCCUCUUCGCCGUCCUGGCUCCCAUCUUCUACGUCCUCGACCAAAACGUCGACAAGUUCUACGUCUUCAACCUCCCCCAGCUCGAUGCCGUCACCAAGGCCGCCAUCAACGCCCACCCCGGCGACACCAAGGCCAUGGUCAAGUACAUCGUCGACGAGCUCAAGGCCGACGUGACCGUCAGCCGCUACGUCAACACCGAUGAGCAGUGGGUAUUCAACAACGCCGGCGGCGCCAUGGGAGCCAUGUACAUCAUCCAUGCCAGUUUCACCGAAUACCUCAUCAUCUUCGGCACCGCCAUCGGCACAGAAGGCCACACGGGCCGCCACACCGCCGAUGACUACUUCCACAUCCUCACCGGCACACAAACCGCCUACGUCCCCGGCGAGUAUGAGCCCGAGGUCUAUCCCCCGGGAACCAUCCACCACCUCCGCCGCGGCGACGUCAAGCAGUACCGCAUGCCCGAGUCCUGCUUCGCCCUCGAGUACGCGCGCGGGUGGAUCCCCCCCAUGCUCUUUUUCGGCUUCGCCGACGGUCUCUUCAGCACGCUGGACUUCCCCACCUUGUGGAGGACGACGUAUCUUACUGCUGAGCAGAUGUUGGGGAAUCUUGUCAAGGGCAAGUUUUAAGGGGAUUGUGAGAAAGGAAUAGACGGGGGUGUGUGUAUAUAAAAUCUUUCUUGUACUAGUACGAUAUUAUAUUAGACAUAAGAAGGAAGGGGGAUUAUAUGACUGGGAACAUAAUGGAUUGGAUUGGGUUGGAACGCGGCAUGGGAUAAAUGCCAGUGGUCAAUUCGAUGGGUUCAAAAAUGGAAUAAUAUGAAUAAUUCAUCUGAGUUCUUAUGCUGGGACAGUUAAAAAAAAAAAAUGUUUAACUGCACCCACCGC
This is a messenger RNA of Podospora pseudopauciseta, 1286 nucleotides long. It is a transcript of the gene ERG2, whose product is annotated as C-8 sterol isomerase. Lineage: Eukaryota; Fungi; Ascomycota; Sordariomycetes; Sordariales; Podosporaceae. Gene Ontology annotation, cellular component: endoplasmic reticulum. The transcript is spliced from 3 exons. Bases 300 to 1028 code for a protein of 242 amino acids. Gene Ontology annotation, biological process: ergosterol biosynthetic process. The record is from RefSeq and is a predicted model, not a curated record.